UUGCGGAAACUCGCAUGCUGACAGAUCAAGAGAAAUGAAGACGCAGCAGGUAAAGCCGGAAGCAGCAAUGGACAGCUUCCUCGCGGUUUUAGGCCUGUGGCGAAAACCUGUUGCUAGAGACGGAUUCUGUUUAUUUCGUGCAGUUUCCGAGCAGGUAUAUUGCACGCAGACAUUUCACCAAAACAUAUAUGAACUAGCAAAGUUCUACUACCAAAAGUGGAAUGAAGAGGAAGAUGGAUAUUUCUGGACAGAAAUUGAUGUGAUACAGACCCUGUCAAAGAUAUACAGGAGAGAGUUUGUCAUCUAUGAGAGUCCUGGCAAACCUCCUGUCAGUGUUACCAAAAAUGGAUAUGAAGAAAGGGUGUUACUCUGCAGGCUAGAGGACAGCCAUUUGGACUGUGUAUAUAGUAAGACAUACAUGCAAGAUGCUGCUAUCUGUCAAUCAAUCGUCUAUGAGAUUCUGUAUCGUCGUGUUUUCAAACUGGACUCUGAGCUUGAGGAGGCGGUGCAACUAAUACGGGAACAAAACAAGAAGAGAAACACAGAAUGGGAUCGACCAUGUCUAAGUGACAGUCCAGGAUCUGUUGCCAGUAGUAACAGCAGCAGCAGCAGCAGUGAAGCACGGGAGCAACGUAACAAGGACCGACAGCUGAAAAAAACAACACCGCCCCUUCCAUACCGAAUUGCUAAGGCGCUGGAUCCCCUCAUAUACCGUAAUACAGAGCUGGACAUCUGGGAGGAAGACAGGAGAGAGGCAAUCCAUCGGGAAAAAUUCCGACAUUUCACUUUCUCACCAGGUGACAAGUGCCAGGUGAUACUAGACAGCGGACCUAUCUACCAUGGCCAUGUCCAGGAGAUAGGUGACAAAGAGAACCCGGUGGUAGUGUACAUUGAGGAACUGGGGGAGAAACGAGAGAUACCGUUAGACAGUCUUCGCCCUACUAAAUCCACCUUACGUGCUGACUUGCUGUGGAAAAGUUGGAGACGAAAGAGUCCUAUUAUGCCGGUAGCUCAAUUAGGACCAAGCAUCCCAAACUGUCCUCCUCCUCUUGUGCCUAAAAUGGCCGGCCCAAACACCAGACCUAACAACAUGAUGCCAUUAAAACAGAUUCAGAACACCAGUCAACAGACGAGGGAAGUGGUCCACACUGUAGUACCACAAAAUGGACCGCAAGCCACACCCCUAAAACUGCCACAGCCUCUGCAGUCCCCCUAUCUUAUGACCCAGGGACCUCCUCCACCUGUUCAACCUAUGAAUGGGAACUGUAACCUCCCCCUCCUCAACGGCCCAUUUCCAGGACCCUUCCAUAAAGGCAAUGGCCCUGUGUACAACGCAGCUCCUCAACAAGCACUAACCCCACAGCACUUAAUCCCACCCCCACCGUCAACAGAGAUACAGGUGGUGUCCCCUGGUGGCAAUCAGAUGUACCCAUGUAUUUGGGUUCCCUUCAUGGACAGCAUGUCACUGCGACAGGUCAAUGUCAAUAUGCCUCCGUCACAGGAUCCCAUGGGGCAAGAUCUACCUUUUACAGAUACACAGACUAUGAGAUUCUUCUUCAACCUUGGAGUAGAGUACUAUCGAUCCGUAAGCCAGAUGAGCUGUUCCAUGUCGGUCAACAGCUGUCCACCACAGGGUCAGUCUGGUAUUGUUUACUGUCAGUCCAAAUCCUCCUCCUCCUCAUCAAACAACAACAUCAGCAAACACACCACAAAACCACCACCAACACAGCCUAACACAAAAUCCAGAGUCGACCCAUGCCUUGCCAGUCCAUCUGAGCUUGACGAUAAGAGGAGUAAUACUUCCGCUGACAGCGGAUGCGAGUCUGAAAGCUCGGCAACUGUAUCUGGUCACCCGAGCAACAGCAAAAAUGAAGGCUACAUGACACUUCUGAAAGAAAGUGUGGCCACUGUUAAAUCUGUGUCAAAUGAAAGUAAUCUAGAGAAAAUUAGUGCAUGCUCAGAUAUGUCUGUAGGCGAGUCAAAUGAAGGGUCGAUCAUCAACGAGCAGGACCAGCAGGCCGGGCGUCAGAUGAAACAUAGGCGGAAAUAUUAUAUGUAUGGUGACCUCAAGCUUGUUAAGCCAAUCAAAGAUAUCCCAAAACGUUUCUUAAACAUGUUGGCGGCCACAAGUGCUGAGCGAGCCCGUUGUGAGGGAGAACCCAUCAUACUUGCAUCGCCUCCAACACCACCUGGUAAUGAAAAUUUUAUUGAAAAUCAAAACUCACAAUAUAUUAAUUGUUCUGGUCAUCAAACAUCAAUGGACAAUUGCUCUGUGUCCAGUGAAGGGGGUAACGGGCAGACUAUAGUUAGCUCAGUAGAUUCUCAGCUCUCUGCAUGCCAGACUAACUAUCAGGCUUUGUAUAUCCCCCCACAGCAGUCCUCCCUCCCAAGUGUCCAAACUCCUGCUUGCAGCACUGGUGACAGUUUCACUAACACCUCAUGUACUCAACCUCCAUUUUAUACAGGUUAUAGUAACACCAGCUUCCCUCCACAAAUGGGCACUGUGUAUUUCACCGACCAGACCUGUCCUCAAGGCAUGCCAUCCGGGUACACCACCUACUCACCAGGAAUGGGACCUCUGACUGGAUCCACCGGUCCUCAUCACCCAAGCCCCCAGCAGGCUCUCACCUACAGUGUUAGCCACCAGGUGUCCUCACAGGUUGCUAUAGCAGCCUCACAAUGACUGUCAGUGGCAUAGCUGCCUAUCGGCCAACUGCAUACACAUCAACUUCUACACAUAAGUUCACACUGGGUAUCCCGAUACGAUGACAAAUAAUCCAGAGUCAGAUUUAUCAAGCAUGAUAAAGGUGAGAGGAAGUUAAGAUAAAAGAUGUAGGCGAUGGUCCGUGGUUCAGUUCAUUUAACUACUGCGUUAAAGAAGUAAGUGUAAAAUUCAGAGUAGAAACAACAUUGUUUGAGGUAUUUGAUGUGUCAUUCAGCCUUUUACACUGUUGUUUUGGUUAAGAUUUACCAUUGUAUUACUUAAAAGUUUUAUGUACUCUCUUGAUCUAUUUUACAUAGUAACGUUUUGUGACAUUUAGUGAAGAUUUCUGUAGUUAGUAACGAUUUGUGAUAGUUAGUGAAGAUUUCUGUAGUUAGUAACGAUUUGUGAUAGUUAGAGAAGAUUUCUGUAGUUAGUAACGAUUUCUGAUAGUUAGUGAAGAUUUCUGUAGUUAGUAACGAUUUGUGAUAGUUGGUGAAGAUUUCUGUAGUCAGUAACGAUUUGUGAUAGUUAGUGAAGAUUUUAGGAUAGGGUUUGACACCUUUGGGCACAGAAAACAAAAAAGUGGGAGCAAAAUGUAUGUGUAUAAACAGAUAUGCACACUUAUGAGCUGUCUUGAAAUUAUCUAAAAUAUAGACCAUUUUCUAAGUUAAUUUUCCUGAAACUUCCAUGCACCUUGAUUUUGACUCCUCAUUAUUUGUGCCAGCUCUGGGUCCAUUGUAUCGGUAUACCCAGUGAGGUUAGAAUCCACAACAUAAACAAGAUUGUUGAAAUGGCAUUGUGCCAGCUCUGGGUCCAUUGUAUCGGUAUACUCAGUGAGGUUAGAUUCCACAACAUAAACAAGAUUGUUGAAAUGGCAUUUAUUGUAAACCUGUCCAAUUCUUUGUGAAAGAAAUGGUUCACUCCGUAUAUUUAAAGUUUUGAAUGUUGUCAAUCUUACACAAACCAUAUACAUCUAGGUCAUUCUGACAGUGUUUAAAAUCUUCAAAACCGUUUUUCCAUCGAGGGGCUUUGCCCCCCUGAACCCCCUCGCCUGAAAGGUUGCUUACACAUCAAAUGAAACCCAGCUACGCCCCUGACUGUCUCAUUCAAAAUCAUGUCGAUGACCUUCAUUUCACCUUUCUUGCCAUUCAUCUUGCUCAUGUCUUGAUAUUCUACUAUAUACAUGACCUAUAUUGUUGAUGACCUUGCCUUGUCCAUGACCUUGACCCCUUUUUGUCAUCAAGAAUCAUUUUCUGUUUAACGAUAUCAUACACUGGUUCUGUCUCCAUCACUCCAUUAUUGCAUGAGUCAUGUAAUCAUGUGCUUACUGGUGUUUGGUUCUAUAACAACUCCCACUAGCCCAGUACAUUAUAGUCAAAAUAUGGUCAGUAAGCACUUCAUCUGCCACAUUGGUUUCUUCACAAAUAUUAUUUAUUAACAAGAAAUAAACGAUAAGUUUGCUACACAAGGCUACAACCAAGGCAGAUGAGUCUAGCUAAGCCUGAUGAUGUUUUGAUUGACAAAUGUACUGGCUUGUAGUCCCAUGUAGAUUUUAGCUGUAACCCGACACUUACUUAAUAGACUUCUAUUUCAGGCUAUUAUUGUAUUUGCCAUAUUGGCUGUUACAAAGGAUUGUGGAGGUGCAGAGUGGAGGAGGAGAUGGGUUAACUUGGAGAUGGCAUGGGAAUUAAUGAAGUUAAUAAAGACCCCCUCACUCUUCUGAAACGGGGAACAAUAUCUAAAAUCCAAAUUCUGUUUAAAGUUUCAUAAAAAAAAUAUUGGAAAUAUGGGUACUGUACCUGAUUUGAGAGUACUAAACAAGAGAUCUAGAGGAACAUUCCACUUAGUAUUUUGGGACUUGAGGGAUAGGGGUGGAUACAUAGGUUGACCUAUGGUGAUGUGUAUUUUCUUUUGGAGAAGGGUACCAAUAUGGCAAAUACGGUAAGCUGAUUUUGUAAAUAUUCUUAUUUAUGGAAAUGGUAAUAAAAGCUCCAGGUUUAACAAUCCAAUUAACAAGAAACUUUUAACAUGAAAAUUAUCUGCUUUUCUUUCGAAAUAAUACCAUACAUGUAGUAUUGCAGAAACUUAAAGACAUUGUAAAAUUCCCUGUCAUAAAUAACUUUGUCCAACCAACUACCUGAUCCAUGAAAAAUCCUUGAGAAUUUGAAAUCCAUGUUAGAUUUACGUUUGCCUUAAUAAUGAGAGGUGGAGAUGAACCAGCUUAUCUUCCUGUUGAAAAUUGUGGUUACUUUGUCAGUUUUAAAGACAUUUUUUAGAUGUAGUGUUUUCUUGUAGAUUUAGAUACAUGUUUUGGAUUGUGUCCAAUACAUUACCCGGCCGACAAGUGCUAUUUUACAGACACAAUAAGUGUACUUAUUGUUGUACACAUUUAAAAAUUGUGUUCCUGUGACAUGUUGUAUUUUUUGUAAAUAGAUGUAUUAUGCAUAACAUACCAUGAAAAUGUCUCCAAACGUCAUUUUAUUAUAUUUGAGAACAAGAAUUGUUUAGGAGUGAAAUUUGGGCCCAAUAUUUUACACGAGUUAUUUUAUAAUCCUUUUCACACAAUCUUUCCAUUUUGUCAUACAUAUUUUUCAAUUUCUUGAACUUUCAAUCGUCAAUUUUUUGUAGUUUAUAAUAAUUUUCUAAAUAUGUUCUUUUAGAGGUUAUUUGAUAUGUUAGUUCUUAAAAAUGCAGUGCAUUCUAUUUCAUUUACUUCUAAAAUAAAUAAAUAAUAUUUAUGGCUAUAGAAUCACUUUUUGUAAUACAAAUCAAUAUUAUUCUGAAUUUCCUGUCUACAUAUCUGUUUAAAACAAAUACAAUAUUCAUAAUAUAGUUAAAUACUUGUGUUAAUUCCAGUCUGAUCACAACUUUGUUUUCUACAGACAGUGAUUUUAACAUUUUUCAUUUCAUUUUAUCGUAAAAUUCAGAAACGGUGACAGGUUCUCUUAUAACCUCCUACGUGCCUGUCUUGUACUGUUACUAUCGCUAAAGGAGGGCGUGUUUGUAAUAUUACUGUACGACAUAAACAGUUAGCCUCUUACAUCACACUUUACUUCCAAGCCAGCAGAAAGCAGUGAUCUGUUUAGUGAUCACUGUUAUACAAUCUGGCUACUCUUUUAUAGACGUUUCUAUCGCUAUUAUAGUCUACUUAACUGUCUAAAUUUACUGAAUGGUUUGAUGAACAUAGUGAACAAAUAUUUUACUGCAACAUUUUUAUGAUGUGUGAGUUAUCAAAUUGUUACAUUAUUUGAGAUAAUGUUUUAGAUACUGUGUUUUAUAUUACUUUCGAUAUUGAUAGAUCCAUCGAAUUAAGAAAUCUUUAAAAGAUAAUAUAUAUGCAGAUAGUUUUUAAUUUCAGAGCAUUUAUGUUACAGUUUGGUACUUUAAUCAAUUAUAAAUUUCUUGUAUUAAAAGUAUUUCGAAAUUGUGGUUUCUACUGGAAUUAUAUUUCAUAAGUGAACUCAUUCACCCCUAAAAUUUCAUAAUGAACCAUUCCAAUCUUUGAAUUGGAAGAGUUCAAAUGUUUACUUCAGGGGUGAAUGAGUUAAUGCAUAUUGUGGUUAGUCCUCCUUACAGAACUUGAUUUGUUAACACAGCUGGAGUUUGUAACAUAACUUUUAUAUUUAUUUUAAAUUAUUUUAAUUUUUUCUUUGUUUAGUCAGUGUAUUAUACUGUAGAGAUAUUUAUGUUGCCUGUAUAAGGUAUAGAAUGUUGCCCCACUCACUAGUGAAAUCCUUAAUCUUGUUUUCUUAUUAUUGUGACUACUGUUUAUUAACUCAUUCACCCCUGAAGACACAUUUGAACUCUUCCAGUUAAAAGGUUGGAAAAGUUCAUUAUGAAAUUUUAGGGGCGAAUGACAUAAACCAGCUGUAUGUGUUUAUCAGUUAAAACCUAUGACACUUAUGAUCAAAACAACAAAAUUGCUCAUCUAUUUGUCUUUUAAUUACUUGUGUUUUACAAUUUUUCCACAUACAGAUAAAUAUGUAUGUGUUCUGUUCAUAACCUACACCUACAUAUCUAGUGUUGUUAAUUAGUGAGAUGAUGAACCUCGUUAGUAUGGUAACUUACAGUUGGUUUCUGCGACAAUAUCACUGCAGUCAUCAUACCUUAUAUUUAUGGCCAUUAAAAUGACAUAAUAAGUAAUUUAUGAUGUCCAUAAAAAAUCAUUUCUGAAGCAUUACAAAAAUCCAUUUUACAUGAGGAUAGUUAAGGUGAAGUACUACUAACGAGGUUCCAAUGUAUUGUAGAUAAUGUAAAUAUAUUAUAAAAACGAGGUUGUUAGUCUAUCCAUAGUGAUAAGUCCAUUAACAUGAAGAUGGUUCCCUUAUAUACAGUACUAUACCUGUUAGCACUGAACAUUAAGGUAAACGGGUGACCACGGUAAUGGACCCAUCACUUAGUAGUUCUUGUAUUCUUAUGCAAAAACAGUUUAAGUGUUGUUGUUCAUAAAAAUUUACAUACAUCUCAUAAAUCCUUAUUUUUAAAAUAUCAUUAACAUAUUUUAAAGUUUAAGAUUUAUAUUGGAAGUAAUGUUAAAAUAAUGUGUUGUUAUUCAUUUGCUUUGUUAAAGAAUAUAUGUUACUAUAUUUUUCAUGAAGAAUUUAUUCCUUGUAUAAGUGUCUCAUGUAGUCACAAAUAAUAUAAAACUAUAGUCACUACCAGUCAAUGACUCGGCCUCCCUUACCCUUGUCAUAUAGGUGUAGUGUUCACGGAGCUGUUACUGAUAUCCCAGAAAGGUGGGAUAUUUAAUGUACUGUUGUAGUAGGACAGCAUUUGACAACUGUAUGUUUGAAAAGAAAUGAUGUGUAAAAUGUCGCUGUACCGUACGUAGAAGGUACAGUAGAACUUGUGAAUAUAGUGUCCCCAUUAUUUCAUGAACUUGUAAUGUAGCUGUGUUUAAUUUCCCUGACCCAAAUUACCGUCUUGUAAAGAUCAAUGUCCAUUUUGACUAUGGAGAACUAAGGCAGAAAGUAGGGUCUCUACUGUUCAUUGUAACCAUGUAACAUCUAAUUUAUCCAUGAACAAAUAAUAAGAAUACAAAAAAAUCUGUUUUAUCAUUGAGUAUCCAUGGCCAGUUUAACACUUGUUUUACUAAUAGUAUCACAGGAGUAGUCAGGGUUCAUAUACAGUGUGACCUGUCUUAAUCGAACUCUGUGUAAUCUGGAUAUCUGUAUAAACCAGACAUUCAUCUUGUAAAUCAAACCAUUGCAAUGUGAAUACCUUUCUACUUUGGAAAAUAAUAUUGGUACCUGUGGUACGUUGUUGAGACAGGUUUCACUGUAAGAUUUAUCUUUCAAAUGACUUCAUCCCCUCAGUAUAACCCUUUUUGUUUGACCUUGUGUAAAGCCUAUUCCAUUAUGUACUAGUUUGACUGGUCCUAGUCCACAGUCCACAGUGGGAUCUGGUGCUAAUAUCACUUGUUCAAAGGUCAAGCUCUGAAGUAAAUGUUCAUCAAUAAAACUGUUUAUCAUCAUG
This is a messenger RNA of Mizuhopecten yessoensis (Yesso scallop), 8179 nucleotides long. Its product is annotated as protein ovarian tumor locus-like. The transcript has 18 exons. The coding region runs from base 35 to 2683 and encodes 882 amino acids. Lineage: Eukaryota; Metazoa; Mollusca; Bivalvia; Pectinida; Pectinidae. The record is from RefSeq and is a predicted model, not a curated record.